AUGGAGGACGAUGACGAUUUUUACGACACGAUCUCAGUUAAUUCAACAACAAAACGCUUGAACAACAACCGGUACCUCAGUCUAUCGCACAACACCAUCUAUCAUUCAGUCGUGGAUAUUGACGACGACAUGGAACUGCAACCCCUCGACAGGAACGGCCCUGAGUCCUCGGCAUCGCGACACGAUAAGGUCUUUAAAAAUAAGGAUGUUAAAACAUACUCGCAGUGGAGAUAUAGGAAAUGGAGAAGUUUUACAAACGAAGACCUGGACGUGGAUUUUGUUUUGGCCUACGACAAAGAAGGAAAACCUGAAGACAUACAAAAACGCGAAGAAUUCGAAAAAAGCUUGGAAAGUAUCGGGCUGAUUUUAGAACGAGAAGAAAACCAAAGGAUACACUUCGUUAAAAUACACGUUCCCGUCGAAGUGUUGGCUCAAUAUGCCGAAAUUCUCAAACUAAGGCUGCCAAUUAUAGACAAUUGUGAAGAUGAACUACCUGAAAACAUAAUUGCGUCCACUUUUACAAAAAUCUUAGCCUGCCUUAAAGUGUCCUUGGACCCGCAAAAAUUUCCGCCCCAGAAGUACCAACUGACCGCAGAAUUUAGUAGAGAUAAGGAAUAUUUAUUUGAUACCAAAGCACCGAAUUUUUUUAAUAGUUCUGUAAGAACAACAGUGAUCUCCUAUAUUCUAGAAAGGGAACGAUUUGGAAGAGAAGAUCAGGAUAAAGGUGUUAAAAGACUUAUUACUGAGGGAGUUUAUAAGGCUGCAUAUCCACUACACGACGGUGAUCUAGAUACAAAAGGCUCCCAACGCAACCUGUUACUGAAACAAUGGGCCUCCGUCUCGAAAUGCAUAAAAUACCAACCCAUCGACGAAAUCAAGGACUACUUCGGCGUCAAAUUCGCUCUCUACUUCGCCUGGCUGGGAUUCUACACCAACAUGUUAAUCCCCGCAUCGAUUGUCGGCCUACUGUGCAUCUUAUAUGCGCAAAUAACCUUGAGAUCCGACGACGUGUCCAGAGACAUUUGCGCAUCCGACGUGCUGAUGUGUCCUAGGUGCGACAAGUACUGCGACUAUUGGAGACUGAGCGACUCCUGCACGUACUCGAAGAUCCAGCAUUUCAUCGACAACCCGGCGACGAUUUUCUUCGCGGUUUUCAUGUCCUUCUGGGCGACGUUGUACUUGGAGCUGUGGAAAAGGUACAGCGCCGCCGUUGCGCACAAGUGGGGUCUUACAGGGUUCGAUUUGCAGGCCGAACCGCCGCGACCCGAGUAUUUAAUAAAAUUAAACAACGCGAAGAAAAAGAAACUGAAUGUUAUCACGCAACUUCACGAGCCUGUCGUGCCUUUUUGGCGGGUCAAAUUCCCGUCGAUCAUUCUCAGCUUUACAGUGGCGGCGUUGUGGGCUUUGAUAGCUCUCGCCGUCGUUGUUGGUAUUGUUGUCUACAGGAUGUCCAUGUUUGCGACCAAAAGUUUCUAUGUAGGCAAAGAUAGCUAUCAAGAUUACCAAACCUACUUGAUUUACACGGUUCCUCUCAUCACUGGUGUGGUAAAUUUAGUUUGUAUUAUGAUUUUGAAUUAUUUAUAUGAUUGGUUGGCAGUUUGGUUGACUGAAAUUGAGCUGCAAAGAACGCAGACGGAGUACGAUGAUAGUUUGGCCUUAAAAAUCUACAUGUUCCAGUUUGUGAAUUAUUAUUCAUCAAUAUUUUAUAUUGCGUUUUUUAAAGGCAAAUUUGUUGGAUAUCCUGCCAAAUACAAUAGAAUUUUUGGUUAUCGACAAGAAGAGUGCAAUCCUGGCGGUUGUUUGAUGGAACUAACAAUUCAACUAGCGAUUAUAAUGAUUGGCAAACAAGCCUUGAAUGCGAUUAUGGAAAUUCUGUGGCCUUUAUUAUUUAAAAUGUACACGACGUUUAAAAUAACAACGGGCUUGGAAAAAGAAGAAAAUACUGAUGAAAUUUUAAUAACUUGCAAUCAAUGGACUGAGGAUUACAAACUAUCUGCUUUGGAUUCGCAAAGUUUGUUUUCGGAAUACUUAGAAAUGGUUUUGCAAUAUGGCUUUGUGACAAUAUUCGUGACGGCAUUCCCACUGGCGCCACUCUUUGCCUUGAUAAACAACGUUCUGGAAAUGCGUUUGGAUGCUACCAAAUUCAUCAGGUACUUCAGGAGACCUGUUCCACAACGUGUCUCGAAUAUCGGCGUCUGGUUUCCCAUAAUGUCGUUCAUAGGAAGACUGUCGGUAGUCUCGAACGCUUUUAUCAUUGCAUUUUCAUCCAACUUCAUCCCACAACUGGUGUAUAGCAUGAAAGUCAGCAGCAAUCAUACAGAGGAGGGUUUUCUGGAGCACAGUCUGGCUUAUUUCAACACGUCAGAUUUUGUGAGCGGCAACGCACCUUUGAAAACGAUAUUCCCCAAUGUAACAGUAUGCCGAUACGCUGAAUACAGAAAUCCACCCGACGAUCCUUUAAAAUACAAAAGACCGUUAAUCUAUUGGCAUAUACUGGCUGCAAGAUUGGCUUUUAUAGUCGUGUACCAAAAUCUUGUUAGUUUUGUUAUUACUGUAGUGGAGUGGACAAUACCGGAUGUCAGUAGAAAAUUGAAUGAUAAGAUCAAAAGGGAAGUCUACAGGACGAAUGAGACUAUUAUUAAACAUGAAACUGUGAGGGCUAAACAGAAGUUAAAGCAAAGUAAUAGAGAUUCAAUGAUAUCCAGCAACACAAUAUAUUUUGAUGCAAAUGGAGAUGCAACCUCAGAAGCAUUUGACCCCAAAAAUCGCAACACAAUAUAUUACGAAGCCGACGAUGAUUAG
Molecule: messenger RNA, 2802 nt
Organism: Brassicogethes aeneus
Lineage: Eukaryota; Metazoa; Arthropoda; Insecta; Coleoptera; Nitidulidae
Source: the annotation of a GenBank genome assembly